Cheilinus undulatus (humphead wrasse) is the source of this 2208-nucleotide messenger RNA. RefSeq names its product somatostatin receptor type 5-like. Lineage: Eukaryota; Metazoa; Chordata; Actinopteri; Labriformes; Labridae. Gene Ontology annotation, biological process: cellular response to glucocorticoid stimulus; neuropeptide signaling pathway; regulation of insulin secretion. The transcript is spliced from 4 exons. The record is from RefSeq and is a predicted model, not a curated record. Gene Ontology annotation, cellular component: neuron projection; membrane. Gene Ontology annotation, molecular function: neuropeptide binding; somatostatin receptor activity. Bases 279 to 1445 code for a protein of 388 amino acids.
CGCAUUCCUUCUUCAGACCUGACCACAGACAGAACCUUAGGAAAUCAGGCGUAAUGUCAGGUCUUCAUCGUUGCUGACGGUGGAAAUCCGCGCCUGCUGACUGGAGAAGAUGCCUCAGGAUGAGAACUUUGAGCGGGAGAGGUGAUUUUGAGCGCACUUUUCCAGAACACUGCGAGAGACGCGCAACACGCGAGCGCUCAUUUGAGAGGAAAGAGCGCACAAGAGCGCACGGCUCUUACCUCGUAAUCUGAGUGGACGCCAUCUCUCCCUCUGUCAUCAUGGAUCACUUUAAUUGGACGAUGAUGCCGGACAACGACACCUCACCCCCCUCCCAGCCGUCCCCCAGCUUCUCCACCUUUAGGAAUAUAUCAGAGAUCGCUGCUCCCAUGCCCUUUGACGUGGUCACCGCUGUCGUCUACGCCAUCGUCUUCAUCGUGGGCCUCUUGGGAAACACGCUCGCCAUCUACGUGGUGGUCCGCUACGCCAAAAUGAAGACAGUGACCAACAUUUACAUCCUCAAUUUAGCCUUGGCGGAUGAACUCUACAUCCUGGGGAUUCCCUUCCUGGGCACUAACAGCGUGCUCUCUUAUUGGCCUUAUGGGGGGUUUUUCUGCAAAGUGUGCAUGGCUGCUGACGCCAUGAGCCAGUUCGCUUCCACCUUUAGCCUGACGGUGAUGAGCAUAGAUCGCUACCUGGCCGUGGUUCAUCCGAUCCGAAGCUCUAAAUGGAGGAAACCUCAGGUGGCAAAGGUUUCUAAUGUCCUGGUUUGGGUCAUUUCUUUCUUGGUUGUGCUGCCAGUCACGAUUUAUUCACAUGUCCAAGAGGAGCUGAACACCUGUAACAUCACCUGGCCUGAACCACAUGAACUGUGGUCAAUUGUUUUCAUCCUCUACACUGCCAUCCUGGGCUUCUUCGCCCCUAUCAUCGUUAUCUCCAUCUGCCACCUGCUCAUUGUCAUCAAGGUGAGGUCUGCAGGUGUUAAAGCAGGCCUGACCAAGCGCCGUAAAUCAGAGCGAAAGGUAACCCGUAUGGUGGUGGUCAUUGUUUUGGUGUUCAUACUCUGCUGGCUUCCUUUCUACGUCACCAACAUCGUCAACCUGAUCCACAUCAUCCCUGAGAACAAAACCACCGCGGCCGUCUACUUCUCCCUGGUCAUUCUCACCUACGUCAACUCCUGCGCCAACCCCUUCCUCUACGGCUUCCUCUCCGAAAACUUCAGGCAGAGCUUCAAGAAGGUUCUCUGCAUCCACAAGCCAAGCCAUGCCGCCACUAAGGAGCAGAAGGGAGGCAGAAAGAUGGUGUCACAGGAGAACCAUAGUCCUAUUUACUUGCAGAAUGGAAAGCUCCCAAGUAUUCAGCAGCCAAUCCAGUUAGAACGCAACGAAGACCUCAACAGCGAGGCUCUGACUUUGAAGACGGACCUGAACAGCCAGACAUUGCUAUGAUUUUGACUCUGGACCACAACCAGGGACGGUCCAGUCCUGAAUCUUUUACUGACGGCUGUUUCCUGAUUUUAUUUCUGAUCCUCUCUGAACUUUGUGAAGAGGACUGAAGGAGGAACAUUAUUGAGCUUUUCUUUACUUUUAUUUCUCUGUUAUGUUAUUUUAUCUGUUGUUGUGUAAAAAGCAUUACUAUCUGUCAUGGUGUAAAGUCUUAGUAUGACCCUUGACACUUAGCCUUUUUUCAUUCUGUUAUUAAUGUCUCUAUUCUUUAAAUAUUUAUACACCAUCACUGUAAUGCUGGUUGAAAUGUCUUUGAUGGUUAUGGCUCCUUUGGAUCAUUAACGUUGUUUUGAAAUGGUACAGAGAAAUUUUAUCCCCCGGAGCAGAUGCCUCUCUUUCUCUUCUCUUCAAACCGAGCAUGUGCAGGAAUGGACGUCCCGGUCACAGCUCCUGUCCGUGAUUUAUGACGCUGACAUGAACUCAAAGUUGCUGGACAACGCUGUUAAAGCUGACGAUACGGACUCCUUUAACUUCUUUAACAAAUAAAAGAACUAAGAAAUAACCGGAGAGGUGGAGUGGAAGGAAACCUCACAGGAGAGACGGGAUAUUUUAAUGUUGGAGCCACUGUGAAUUUUAAACUCUCGGGUUCCUCAUACAUAUGAAACUAAUGUUCACUCAUCCAGUCUGUAAAGAGAAUCUGAAUAAAACAUCAUGUCUGUUUUGCAUGUUUGUGUGUUUUCAUCUGUGCUGUUAUGAGCUGCUGAUA